CCUGCUGUCUCUAUGUUCUUUUCCCUCCUUUUCUUUUUCUCUGUCCUUUGUCUCACUCCCCUUGGCUUUAAGCUUCAGAUUAUCACGAUACAGUAGUUGAGGAUUUAGAGAGGAAAUGGUAUCACGUUCUGAUCCCGCUGUGCUCUCUCUGUCUCUAUCUCAACUUCUCUCUCUCUCUCUCCCUCCCCGUCUCUCUCCCUCUCUCUCAAUCUCAAAUUCUCUCUCUCCCUCUAUUGUCUUAGCUGUCUGUUGGUGGAGGAAUGUGGUGUCACUCCCUCAAGUGGAGUUUGUUUUUGAAGAUCUCGUCAGCCUCCUUUUCACCCAGGAGUUCGGUUGACCCUACAACCUGGCGUCAUGGGGAUGUCACACGGUGGACUGACGACCCUUGUGCUAACAGGGUUGUGUGUUUUCAUAACAGGAUCAUCUGGGGCAGGCUGUACCACCUCUUUGACUUCCCUGGACUUAGGCUGCCUCCUGCAGUGGGAUUGUCCCAAGGCCAACGCUAACACAACCACAUACACUGUGCAGACGAUGACCCAGGGAGAUCCCUGGCAGAAUGUGAAGGGGUGUGUGCGGGUCUCCUCUCGGCAAUGCGAUGCCUCCGAGGCAUUCUCUGACUUCGAGCUGUACAACAUGAUUCGCCUCGGCAUCCACGAGGGCCCCGGGAGCCCAGUCUGGGACGAACCACUCAGUUUUGAGCCCAGCGAUUUCUCUUUCAGCCGCCCCACGGUCUAUGUUAAUCUGUCUGGCGAUAUGCUGGAGGUGAAGGUGCACUUCCCUUGUUCUACCAACAGGGGGAAGAGCUGCUGUCCAGUUUCAGAACUCAUUGACCCCUGGGUUACAGUGACUGUACAUAAUCAACAGAACUCCUCUGACUACAAGAUGCAUACCGGCUGGGCCCAGGAGGUGGUUUACGAGGCAGUGUUCCAAGACCUGGUCCCAGGGCAAGACUACUGUGUCGUGGCUAACUUCUCAUUCGGACCUCCCUCCUUCCCCCAGUCCUGGUCUCCACUAUCAGAACCCCGCUGCGUCCACAAGACUGCCCCCAGACUAGGACCAGGGUUGAAGCCUGUCAUUGUAGGAAUAGGAGUGUGUCUCCUGCUCUUUCUGUCUCUCCCUGCUUUUGUACUGUACUUACUGAAACAAAAACUGGAGACUCCACCAACUAACAAACUCCCCAAAUCUCUGGCAACCCUCCAAGAGUCCUUCCAAGACCCCCCCCAGUCCUCUUCCGAUCCCAUUGACCCCAGUGACAUCCAAGUGGAGGUGAAUGACCACCUCUCCAUCCUGUCGUCUUUCUCCAGCGGUGUCUACACUGAGGCCCAGGCCCCAAGCCUGGGGGACGGGUAUAGCAGCAACCUCUUUCCGAGUGACUACAAGUCAGGCAACAUGCACUGGGAUACCGGGGGAAUGGAGCUGGGCCUAAACUUUGGCAGAACCCUAACCCUACCAUGCUCCCCAGUGACUUUAGGCCUACCUAAGUGCAGCUUGGAUUCACCAGUCCAACCACAUCUGGACCUCACUGUGUCAGCACUGGCCAGCCAGGCCUCUACGGAGGGCUGUGCAGAGGGCCGGGGAGUCCCGCUGUGCUCAGUCAGGUUUGGUGAGGCGGAAGACGGUGAGAAACUGGAGGCGCUUUAGUGGUGAAACCACUAACACGUUACACUACAGAAACCAUAAUGCUCUCUUCACCGUAAUCCAAAGAACUCCCCAGUUCAACAUGACAGGGUGUUGGUUCUGGAAGAGACAGGACAGGAUCGGACACACUGAAGUGGUGGUCUGAUGUAGUUCAGUUGGUAAAGGCGGUAUUUAAAAAAAAAAAAAAGUAUCACAAGAAUAUUGGUAUCCACACUUCUCUCCCAGUAGUACUACUCUCCCGAUAAACAGUUUUUACCCCACAUACAAAAAUGUAAAACAAAUUAAUUCAAGCAUUAAAACUGCAGCAUUCUCUCGAAAAAACUGAAUGAUAUUUUCUAUAAAGCAGCAAUAACAGAACUCAGUAGAAUUGCAGGACAUUCACUUGAAAACAGAUUUUUUCCCCCUCAAAGACAUGAACAUUUAAAAUGUCCCUUAGUGUGUUUGCGCAGUCAUGCCGAAGUCAUAGUAAUGCACUUUUUUUUUAUCUCGCACAAAUUAUUUUGCUUAUGAGCAGCCCGUGAUUGAUUUGAGAAGCUCUGGGCAAGAUAAUGGUGCUAUCAAAUAACAUGGUUGCUUACAGAAAACUGCUUGGUUUUACCGUACUAUAGCAGUAACGAUGAAAACAUGGCUGGCAUGGCAACCAAAGCCUUUAUUUUUUUUAUUUUUAACAGCCAUAUAUUUAGCAGGGUUCCCAAUAUGGAUCAUAUCUGCCAUCUGAGGAAAGACUGACAGAAUCAAUAGGGCCUCUGUUGCAAGCAGAUCAAGACUCUAAAUCACCAGUGCAACUGGGUCUUUGAGAAGGCUGUCAGAUCACUAUUCCAGAUCCAGCUGGGUCUUUGAGAAGGAAACUUCAUUCACAUGUAUAGGAAUCAAGUACAAGGAAAUUAUUGUUGGUCUGUAAUGGACAGAAAUAGAAAUAAUACGGCUAGCUGUUUUAACAUAUUGAAUAUUACAUUUUCACCAAUAACAAUAGAAAACCCCAUUUCAAUUUAAAUAAUAAGAAAAUUGUAAUAAUGACAUUUUAUAAUCAUUCUGAAUUAUUUCGGCUGGAUUACAUCAUACCUUAACACUAUGGUUAACAAUUUCCAUCCUUAAAUUUAUAUUUCAUUGUGAAUCUUCACAACCAACCUGGUGACUUGCACAAUUCUCAGGGCAGCAUAGACAUUCCAAACACUCUAACACACUUAGAAACUAAUAAUAUCAAACUUAUUCUGAAUUGUUACAGUGCCAUAAACCCAUGUUUAAAUUAUGCUAUUUAUAACAACAAGGUGCUUAUUGGACAGUGGAUUUAAAAAAUAUAUAUUUUAGAGACCUCUAGAAUUAUAUUACAAUGAUAACUGUAAUUUCAGUUGGCUUCAUGGGGGUUGGGAGGUGUGGUGUGCUCCCAGGUUCAUGACUCAAAUUCACACGUCCUUUUUAGCCAGAUUUUGCGUCACACUGCUUGCUGAAUUAGGAAGUAGUCUGGAAACUACGCUCUAACCACUGUUGAGCUUACAGGGCCCUGACCUUCCACCAGGAGUCACUAGAUUGCAACGUGGCAAGGCAACCUUCCGAUCUGCCUUGCUUCUGACUCACUGUAGCCCAUCAGUCACUGGCCUCACUUGUGGCUUUCUGACACCUCAUUCCUGGGGGAGGGGGUAUGGGGUACAUCUUGCUCCUGGCCCCCUUGUUGCUUUUGGUGCACUUUUUCCAGAACAUUAAGAAACCCAGGGGGGUGAAGUGAGAGGCAUGGAGGAUGGCAGAGUUAAAACUAUGUUGUUGGGACCUUUUCACAUCUUACUCAGUUCUGGAACACUCAUAUUCAUAACAAUAUUUCUGUGUCUGGGGGAGUUUGAUUCAUUAUGUUGGACUAAUGUUGGAUUCUGGGAGAGUCCAAACAAAGCAGUGUGUGUCUGCCUGCCAAUCACAUACCUGUAGCGUUAUUCCUCAGGCACCCAACAGAGAAAUGUCAUCUAAUGAACUGUUUUUUUUGGAGCAGUGUUUUAUGCAUUCUGUAUUUGCAGUCAAUUCAGUGGAAAUGUGAUGCAAAACGGACGCCUUGCGGCUCACCUCCCCACUGGUGCGUGUUGGAUGGCUUUGGCGCUAAUGAGGUGGUAGCGGUGAAGUUUGAUAGGGGGUUUUGUGUGGUUUACGACAGGGUGACCUUUUUGGAGACUAAAAAAAAAACAACAUACUAAAUAAUGUCAGAUGAAACGUUUCUACUAGAUUCUAUUACCCCAAAUAAAUUAUACAUUUGCUUUCCACUCGGCUUAUACUGUGCUUUAAAUGUCAAGUUUCAUACACUCAUACCUACCUAACUGAGGUGAAGGACAGAAAGCAAAAUGCCUAUGUGAAAGGACAUACAGCAUAGCUAGAAAAAGCCACAAGCCUAAAACAGCUAGAAUUUAAGCAGUGUUCACACCUGUGCAAAAUAAAAGCGGGCAUUUGACUUGAGCUCAUAAGACAGGGCUCAAUGCAAUCAAACACUCGUACUAUUUAUGCAGAAGCUAUUUUCACAAUGAUCUAAUUAACUCACAGACCAACUGAUGAUGGGUACUGGAUAAAGACAAAUGACCAGGCCAGUGGCCCGUAACAGCCAUGUUUUCAGAAUCAGACGUGGGUGGACAGAAUAAAUAUUGUGAAUGGGGCGAACAAUGCGAUGGCAGAUAUGAUUGAAUCCCAGUCUUGGUUUUGCAUCAUGCUAGUUGUAUAAUUGCAGGAUUACAUUUCAUGCUAGAUAUUUAAUUUGCCUCAUUGUAAUUUGUCUUUUGCUCAUUCCAAGACAAGGAAAUGUAAAUGAUGACUAUGAUUCAAUAAAUGACUAAUUUGAAGUGCUUGUGUGGAAAAGGUUUGAUAAAAUGACAGAUUGUAUUUUCAGUUUUUUGUAUUAUGUUUUAAGUGGUAAAUGCACAAUCCUUAAAAAUAAAGUGCAAUGAGUACUACCGUGUAGUAGACAGAUUGAAAUUUAAAGGAAAGAUUACCACAUUUAUGAAGACUGCAUUUAUUCUUAGGUCAGCAAAAUCAGAAACUACCACAGUGCUCCAGCAAUACAGACUAUUGGAGCCAUUAUUCAUGAUUUUAAAGACAUCAUUUCAAUUAUGAAAAUUAGCUAAAUAAAUGAGUAAAACAAUUCAAACCCUGCCUACCUCUGGAUAAGACUUGCCAUAUAUCUAUUAUGUUGGAGAGAACUUGGGCACAUAUUUUCCAAAAUGAAAUAAACUUGGAUCUG
Esox lucius (northern pike) is the source of this 4846-nucleotide messenger RNA. RefSeq lists its product as uncharacterized. The transcript has 8 exons. The record is from RefSeq and is a predicted model, not a curated record. Gene Ontology annotation, molecular function: protein binding. The coding region runs from base 355 to 1641 and encodes 428 amino acids. NCBI's taxonomy places the organism in Eukaryota, Metazoa, Chordata, Actinopteri, Esociformes, Esocidae.